GUCGAGCUUUCUAGAUAAAAAGAAUGUAUAAAAGGCAAUGAAGUUCCCCAUCGAAGCUUCAAUGCGCAAUAGACUUGACAAAUCAAAACAAACUGCCCUAAUUAAGUAUCUGUUAACCCUAUAUUAGAAUGAAUCGCUGGUUGAAUCGUGUUGCCGUUGUCACUGGAGCCAGCUCGGGCAUUGGAGCAGCAUGUUGCAAGGAUCUGGUGGCCAAGGGAAUGGUUGUUGUGGGUCUUGCCAGACGUGAGGAGCGUCUACAAGAGCUGAAGGCCUCUCUGCCAGCUGAUCAGGCUAAGCGUUUCCACGCCCACAAAUGUGACGUCAGCGAUGAGAAGCAAGUGAUUGAGACCUUUGCAUGGAUUGAUAAAAGUGUUGGUGGUGCUGAUGUUCUAAUAAAUAAUGCCGGCAUUGUCCGAAUGAAUGAUGUGACCAAUGCAGGCAACUCAGACGAUCUUCGUGCUGUUUUGGAAACCAAUGUGCUAGGUGUAGCUUGGUGCACCCGUGAGGCAUUCCUCUCGCUCCAACGCCGUAAGGUGAAUGACGGGCAUGUCGUCAUCAUCAACAGUGUGGCUGGACACAAAGUACCCAUAGUGCCUGGAUUUAGCCUUAACAUAUAUUCACCAUCCAAACACGCCAUUACUGCCUUGACCGAAGUCCUGCGUCAGGAGUUCCAAAAUAAAGGAACUCAGACAAAAAUCACAAGUAUAAGCCCUGGAGCAGUUGACACUGAGAUCAUUCCCGACCAAAUCAAGGAACUUUUCACCGACUUUCCAAUGUUGCGUUCUGAAGACGUGGCCGAUGCGGUGUCCUAUUGCAUUUCGACACCUCCAAAUGUGCAAAUCCAUGAAUUGACCAUCAAGCCUGUGGGCGAAAAGUUUUAAUUUGUUUUUAAUGAAUCGAAAUGGCUGUUUUUUUUAUUUUUAUUAUUCUGUAGCCGCGAUGCGUAUUGUUUUUCACAAAAGCGGUAUUGUUAUAAAUGGUAAAUAAACCUCAAAACCUUUUUUGGAUACUCUAA
Messenger RNA from Drosophila willistoni, 1015 nucleotides. Its product is annotated as farnesol dehydrogenase. NCBI's taxonomy places the organism in Eukaryota, Metazoa, Arthropoda, Insecta, Diptera, Drosophilidae. The record is from RefSeq and is a predicted model, not a curated record. The coding region runs from base 129 to 881 and encodes 250 amino acids. The transcript has 2 exons.